AUGUCGGGGUUCAGGCUCCUGCGGUCGCCGCCGCUGCUUCUUCUGCUGCCGCAGCUCGGAAUCGGAAUCGCCGCGUCCAGCUCUCACGCCGGAACCGUGAACCUGGGCAGCAGCAGCGGCGGCGGCGCGCCCUGCUCCCCCUCGGCCGAGCGGCGCCGGCAGCAGUGCGUGCAGCUGUCCACGGUGCCGGGAGCCGACCCUCAGCGCUGCAAAGAGUUGCUCCUGCUGGCGGCGGCGACGGCCGGGGAGGGACCAGGACUGCGGGACCUCUCUGGGGACCCGGCGAGUCAACCGCCGCCCCACCAUCACGUUCUCUAUUUCCCCGGGGAUGUGCAGAAUUACCAUGAAGUUAUGACUCAUCAUCCUGAGAAUUAUCAGUGGGAAAACUGGAGUCUAGAAAAUGUUGCCACCAUCUUAGCCCACCGGUUCCCCAGUGGUUAUAUUUGGGUGAUAAAGUGUUCCCGAAUGCAUUUGCACAAAUUCAGCUGCUAUGACAAUUUUGUGAAAAGCAAUAUGUUUGGUGCUCCAGAACACAGUACUGACUUUGGAGCUUUUAAGCACAUUUACACGUUAUUAGUUAAUGCUUUUAACUUAAGUCAGAAGAGUUUGCUAUCGAAGAAUGUGAAAGAUUUUAAUAAGGACUCCAAAGCAUCUAACUGUCGAUCCACUUCUUCUCAUACUACCAAUGGUUGCCAGGGAGAAAAAGAGAGGACCUGUGAAAAAUUUGAUCAGUCUGCCAUGAGUUUUUAUCCACCAUCAUUAAAUGGUGCUUCUUUUACUUUGAUUGGAUUCAGUAAAGGUUGUGUUGUUUUGAAUCAGUUGCUUUUUGAGUUGAAAGAAGCCAAGAAAGACAAGAACAUCGAUGCUUUUAUCAAAAACAUAAAAACAAUGUACUGGUUGGAUGGUGGUCAUUCUGGAGGAAGCAACACUUGGAUUACUUAUCCAGAAGUCUUGAAAGAAUUUGCACAAACAGGGAUAAUUGUUCACACCCAUGUUACACCUUACCAAGUACAUGAUCCAAUGAGAUCUUGGAUUGGAAAGGAGCACAAGAAAUUUGUUCAGAUACUUGGAGAUUUUGGCAUGCAGGUGACUAGCCAAAUUCAUUUUGCAAACGAUGCUCCUUCCAUAGAGAAUCACUUCAGGGCUCAUGAAGUAUUUUAGACUAUAACAUUAUUAAUGUAGAAGAGCAGAAGCACUUUCAGAAAGUGUUAUGAAUUCAGGUAAUGAGGAUAUAAAUUCAUAGAGGCAGUGUCAGUUUUUUUUCCUGGGCAUGGGGGAAGGAAGCACACAUUCCUAAAAUAUGGGUGUAAUGUGCAAUAAUGUUCCUUGUUUGUGAAUGUGAAUAGUUUUUAAUUGGGACUGGGUUGGAAUUAUUUCAUUCGAAAUUUAAAAGGUGGUUUGUGAGAAUCCUACAAGGAGAUAUUAAGACCCUUAAAAAUGAAAAGUUUCAAUACAGUACUUAUAAAAGGCAGUUAAGAUUGUUAUUGUUGGAAGUAGUUCUAUUUUCUGAGUAAUGUUUGAAACUAAUUUUGGUGAUACUUUAACAGUAAAUAGCUAUUUUGGACUCAAAACUUUUGAGUGGAAAUACUAUCUCUUCAAACAAAGUGAAGGCACACUGAUGUUUUCCAUCAUUUUGCAAUAACUAUACCCUGCCUCCUAUGUUUAUAAUCUCAAGAACUUAUUCUUCAGUGUGCCAUCAAGUGUUUUUUCCCUUAAGAGUCAAAAUGUAUUUGUUUCC
Molecule: messenger RNA, 1738 nt
Organism: Capra hircus (goat)
Lineage: Eukaryota; Metazoa; Chordata; Mammalia; Artiodactyla; Bovidae
Product: UPF0565 protein C2orf69
Cellular component (GO): mitochondrion
Source: RefSeq, a predicted model, not a curated record